Talaromyces amestolkiae is the source of this 3597-nucleotide messenger RNA. RefSeq lists its product as uncharacterized. The record is from RefSeq and is a predicted model, not a curated record. The transcript has 9 exons. Gene Ontology annotation, molecular function: DNA binding; zinc ion binding. Gene Ontology annotation, biological process: DNA-templated transcription. Bases 1 to 3597 code for a protein of 1198 amino acids. NCBI's taxonomy places the organism in Eukaryota, Fungi, Ascomycota, Eurotiomycetes, Eurotiales, Trichocomaceae.
AUGACCACCCAGUUUCCCCCGUGGCAAAACACCGCUAGAGCUAAACAACAGGCGAUCCUUGACGCAAUUCCGCCAAAAUGGAGAAUUCCUGGAUCAAUAAGUCCGGGGUCAGAAGUAGCCGAUGUUACUGGAGACUAUAUCCAGCAAUUUUUGAGUCCCAGGGAGAUAGCAAUCACUAACGCGGACGCUGUUGUGAUCACGGAGCAUACGACUUCGGGAAAAUGGAGAUCUGUAGAAGUGACGGAAGCCUUUUGUCAUAGAGCAGCAAUUGCACAUCAGCUGGUUAAUUGUUUACAUGAGAUCUUUUUCGAUGCAGCUAUAAUUGCCGCCAGGAAGCUCGACGCCUACUUCACAGAAAAGGGGCGUCCAGUAGGACCUUUACACGGUCUUCCAGUCAGCCUGAAAGACCAAUUCCAUGUGCCAGGGGUUGAGACGACGAUGGGCUACGUCGGGUGGAUAGGAACUUUCGAAGGGAAACGGGGAGACCGUCGUGCAAAAACCUUUAAGAGUGAGCUCGUGCGCGAAUUGCAAAACCUUGGUGCGGUGCUCUUCUGCAAGACUAGUGUACCAGCGACUCUGAUGGCUGGCGAAACGGCCAAUCACAUAGUCGGCUAUACAUGUAAUCCGAAGAACCGUCAACUCUCUGCUGGGGGUAGCUCUGGCGGCGAGGGAGCAUUGAUUGCACUCCAGGGAUCGCCGGCUGGUUUUGGGACUGAUAUUGGUGGAAGUAUCCGUGUGCCGGCUGUCUUCAAUGGCCUUUUUGGCCUCCGUCCUUCCACAGGCCGAAUGCCUUACGAAGGUGCAGCAAACUCGAUGGAUGGCCAAAACACAAUUUUGUCAGUGAUUGGGCCAAUCGCAAGAAGCGUUUCUUCACUCAGGUUGCUUUUUCGGGCUGUUCUUUCUGAGAAACCGUGGUUACAUGACCCGCUGGUUUUGGAGCUGGCUUGGCGAGAUUCCAUUGAAUUGGAUCUGAGGUCGCAGAUCGAGAGCAACGGGGAGGUUCUUACGUUUGGAGUCAUGCUCCAUGAUGGAUUUGUUCAGCCUCACCCACCAGUGCAGCGUGCCAUCAAGAUGGUAGUUGACACUUUGAAUCGGCUGGGUCACCGUACUAUCGAGUGGCAUCCUCCUUCGCACCAAGAGGCUCUUGAAAUAGCUACAACGGCCUUCAGCCUGGACGGGGGCGAGGAUAUCCUGUCUCAGCUUUCACUAUCUGGCGAAACAUUACUUCCGCAAAGUUUCAUUAACAGCGGCACACAGAAAAAUGCCAGCCAGGUAGCCGCAUUGAAUGUCCGGAAACGACAGUACCAGAAAGCUUACCUAGAGUACUGGAAUUCCACCACGCAGCUUACCGGUACUGGGCGGCCAGUUGACGCUAUUAUUUGUCCUGUUGCGGCCCAAGCAGCCGUUAUCCCUGGACACUUUAGGGACGUUGGGUACACUACAUUUGUUAGCGUCCUAGAUUACACUAGCAUGGUUAUUCCAGUCACUCAUGUGGAUAAAACCUUGGACAGAAACCCAGUCCAAGCUAAGUACCUCAGUGAGGUAGAUAAACUGGUCACAUUGGACUAUGACGCAGUUAUCUUCGAUGGUGCUCCGGUUGGGAUUCAGCUGGUCGGUCGGCGAUUGCAGGAGGAAAAGAUUCUCACUCUAGCUGAAUAUGUGCAGAUGCUCAAGGAGCAAAUUUCAUACUUGCAACAAUCCACUAGCCAACGUUCUAAUUCCAGAGACAGCCAGAUUUCAAGCCCAGCCGGCUCCAGUGCGACAGAUCAGUUGGCACAAAGUACUGCUAAUGUUGCGAGGUCAACUCCAGCCCCCUCAGUAUCUCCCGAAGAGAUCGAGUAUCAGCUUUCCCCGCGCUCAGAGCUGCAUCAGCAUCAGCGAUCACAUCCUGAACCGACCCUUUCGAAUGUCGUCAGUGCUAUGGGAGCGGCUAUACCGGAUAUCUGUGACAUCCGGAGCCCCGACGAAUACUACGGCCAGUCUUCUCUCGUGUCGUUCAUUCAACAGUGUACCCAUACCUCUGCAAACCAAAAAUCUGGACGGGUUCCAACGUCCCGAUCUACUCAACCUAUUACUCCAUCCACCCUAUCUACAACCCUCACCGAAUACCCUCUGAAAUGCUACCUCUCCCGUGAUUUUUCGCUACCACAGCGCCGAGUCGCGGACUGGCUUCUAGGGAUCUACUUCGAGACUUCUCACAUGUUCUAUCCCUGGGUGCAUAGGGAAAGUUUCAUGACAUGUUAUGAGCAACUGUGGUCUAGCAAUGACGAGGAAACUCCGAAUGGCCUACCUGACGUGGGCAUCGGGGGAUCAGGGUGCUCGAUGGAGGUAUUUCAUUGUGCUUUGAAUGCUAUUUUCGCGAUUGCAUGCGAAUUCUCCAACAUGCCCGUCAAAGAGAAACAGUCCUCUAGUUUGAUGUUUUAUGACCGCAUGAAAGGCCUUAUGAGCAUCGAUAUACUGGAUAGUGGGAAUCUGGGCCACGUGCAGGCACUGCUGCUAGCCUCACUAUAUCUACAAUGCACACCUUAUCCUCGACGUUGCUGGAACGCUGUGGGUAUGGCAUAUCGGAUAUCAGUUGGUAUUGGAUUGCAUCUAAGUCGAAGCUGCGAUGAAUUGACUACUUUGGAGCGAGAGAUUCGCUGGCGAGUCUGGUGCGCCUGCGUGCAGAUGGACAUCAUGGUCAGCAUGACUAUGGGACGCCCGUCCAUGACUCGACUCCCAUGCAAAAUUCCCCUCCCCUCACCAGUUGAUGACAGAUGUUUGUCGACAGUGACUCAAUCGGACGCACAAUCACAAGCAGGCGCAAUCUCCCACAAUCAGUUCGUAUACGAGAAUAUGAGACUUAUUGGGAUCCUGGGUAGCAUACUUUCAGCGAUUUAUCAUAGUACUGAGGCAGAUACUGGCAAAGGACCACUCCAAUUGCCUCCCUCAGAUGGACAAGCCGUCAUGGAUAUCGAACGUGCUUUAGAGGGCUUUCAGUCGUCACUCCAUCCUGGCCUCCGAUGGGACUCUAAUCAGGCAGAGGAUUACCCGAUAUCCAAGACUGAUUCAUGGUCCGAAUUAGGCCAGCGGUAUUGUGCAGAGGGCUGUGUCCUAGCCGCCUGUGAGCUCAUUGAAUCAUUGUCAAAGUCGACAGUGCAGGGUGCUACGGCGGCCUGGUGGUACGGGAUAUUCUAUCUCAUUAGUGCUGGUGUUAUUCUUAUCGCAGUAGAGACAAACGGCACGGUAAUCGAUGGUGUGAGCAGCCGUCGACGAGACGACGCAUGGAAUUCUUGUUUGCAAACUCUAUUUCUCAUGGUGGAUGUUCAUCCCUCCGCCCGGGAUUAUGCCAUCGCCUUGAAUGGUUUGAAACAACAACGUGAACAGCUAACACAACCGGGUAAACACGCAGGGGAAAGUGGAGCAGACACUGGCCAGGAUGGAGAUGCAGUGCAUAACGUAGCUCGUGACAUUCCGGACGGCAAUUGCCAUUACAGUGCUCCAAUUACUGCUCCGAGCCCCCUUUUGCACGGUUGGGACUUUGGCUUGGAUGAUCUCAGGCUUUCUCAUUUUCUGCAGGGGAUCGACGAGGAUUUUCUAUUUCCCAACCCACCCUGA